AGGGGCGAGGACGCCCCAGGGCGCGACUGCUGUCUUCACCAAGUCUCGGAAGAGACAGGACGGGGAGGGGCGGCAGGGGACAGCCGGUGGGUGUGCGUUCCCACCCUCGGCACUUUGGCGUUGCCCUGCUUGGUUCAGGAGUGGCAGAAAGUUAAGACGACUCCGGCGGCUUGGUUUGAGCCAGAGGCGGGACCGAGAAGCCCAGGAGCCGGGAUAUGGAGCUACUGUCGCCGCCGCUCCGGGACGUCGACUUGACAGGCCCCGACGGCUCUCUCUGCUCCUUUGCCACAGCCGAUGACUUCUACGAUGAUCCCUGUUUCGACUCCCCCGACCUGCGCUUUUUUGAGGACCUGGACCCGCGCCUGAUGCACGUGGGGGCCCUGCUGAAGCCAGAGGAGCACACACACUUCCCCGCUGUGGGGCACCCGGGCCCGGGCGCCCGCGAGGAUGAGCAUGUGCGCGCGCCCAGCGGGCACCACCAGGCGGGGCGCUGCCUGCUGUGGGCCUGCAAGGCGUGCAAGCGCAAGACCACCAACGCCGACCGCCGCAAGGCCGCCACCAUGCGCGAGCGGCGCCGCCUGAGCAAGGUGAACGAGGCCUUCGAGACGCUCAAGCGCUGCACGUCCAGCAACCCGAACCAGAGGCUGCCCAAGGUGGAGAUCCUGCGCAACGCCAUCCGCUACAUCGAGGGCCUGCAGGCCCUGCUGCGCGACCAGGACACCGCGCCCCCUGGCGCCGCCGCCUUCUACGCCCCGGGUCCGCUGCCCCCGGGCCCAGGCGGCGAGCACUACAGCGGAGACUCAGACGCGUCCAGCCCGCGCUCCAGCUGCUCUGACGGCAUGACGGAUUACAGCGGCCCCGCGAACGGCCCCCGGCGGCGGCCCGGCUACGACACGGCCUACUACAGCCAGGCGUCCAGCGAGCCCAGGCCCGGGAAGAGCGCGGCGGUGUCUAGCCUCGACUGCCUGUCGAGCAUCGUGGAGCGCAUCUCCACCGACAGCCCCGCGGCUCCUGCGCUGCUCCUGGCCGACGCCUCGCCAGAGUCGCCUCCGGCCCCUCCGGAAGGGGCUUCCCCAAGCGACGCAGAACAGGGGGUUCAGACUUCGCCCCCCGUCGCCGACCCUCAGGGCCCCGCAGGCUCCACCCCCGAUCCGAUCUACCAGGCGCUGUGAGAGGCAGGCCGCAGAGGGGCGCCGGCCGCUCUCCCGGGACGGUGCCCUUCGGUCCCCAGCCAAAAGAUGAAGCUUAGACGACGCGCCUCCCAAGCCCCCUUUCGAAGCCAAGCACCCAGAAGCUGGGGAAUGGCAGGUCAGAAGGUGUGCCCACAUUCAGCCCCGAGGAAA
This is a messenger RNA of Meriones unguiculatus (Mongolian gerbil), 1343 nucleotides long. RefSeq names its product myogenic differentiation 1 (gene Myod1). The record is from RefSeq and is a predicted model, not a curated record. Gene Ontology annotation, biological process: muscle organ development; regulation of transcription by RNA polymerase II; positive regulation of myoblast differentiation. The coding region runs from base 216 to 1172 and encodes 318 amino acids. The transcript has 3 exons. NCBI's taxonomy places the organism in Eukaryota, Metazoa, Chordata, Mammalia, Rodentia, Muridae. Gene Ontology annotation, molecular function: DNA-binding transcription factor activity, RNA polymerase II-specific; protein dimerization activity; RNA polymerase II cis-regulatory region sequence-specific DNA binding.